CGCGCACAGCUGCACGAGCACAAUAUUGCUGCUUGUUAGACGAAAGUUGCAUACUUUGGAGCAUUGGAUGUUUAUGACUUUAUUCUUUUACAAAAUCAACAUUAUAACACACUGGACAUACUUUUGUUUUGGAUAUAUUAAGAUGAUAUUUUAAGCUGAAGACAGGGAUUUUUGGUCUGUUUUCAUGUUUAUUAUUAUUAUUAUUAAAAUGCGGUCCUUAACGGAUCGGUGACUGUAAAUACGGUUUAUUUGCACACUGGAUAUUUCGGAUACACCAUUAAAUGUCACACAGGAUCAGCUGGCUGCGUGUUAAAAGUGACUUAGCCCCUCUGGAAUAAACUUUCCUGCAGCCGAGAGAGUGUGUGUACAGUUUGACAGAGAGAGAGACAGUUGGAUGUGUGCGCAUGAUGAGCUCGCGGCUUCUGCUGCUGGUGCUCGCGGCGCUCGCGGCGUCCCUGCGGUCUGGUCGCGCGCAGGGGGACCCUCUUCCUCUAUCUUUGGUGGAUUUGGUAAUGAACAGCCCAAUCUCAUCCGUAGACGAUCUGAAGAGACUUCUGGACGUAGAAUCCGUAGAGGAAGAUGAUGAAAAGCCAGAGAAUGAAAUUCUCACAAACGGAAAACACAAACGUCUUCCCAGAAGCCUUAGUGUUCAGGUGGCCCAGCAGGCAAUGUGUAAGGUGAGGACAGAAGUUAUGGAGGUGACCCGUGCGAUGUUGGACAGGCGGAACGCCAACUUCAUGUUAUGGCCUCCAUGUGUGGAAGUCCAGCGUUGUUCUGGUUGUUGCAACACACGCUUGCAACAGUGUGAGCCAGUCACCAUAAAAACACGACAUUUACAGAUGACGAAAAUCCAGUAUAUCAACCAAAAACCAUUCUAUGAGAAGGUCAUCAUUCCCGUGGAAGACCAUGUGACUUGUAGGUGUCAAUCACUUGUUUCUGCAAACUCCAAACGGCUCCAGGCCACACCCCUUCCCCCACCCCGGCUCCAUCCUAAAGUAACGCCACCAAAGACCCAAUCAAAAGAGGAGCUACAUCGCCAUGAUGAACUCAAACACAAUCAGAGGGUCCACCUUGAGGACAGAGAAACUCAGGAAGUACAAUGGCAGUCCGUAUUCACACUUGCGCACACACAGGGCUACCGACAAACAUACCAACAUACACUCACACACACACCUACGGCGGCAGUUUAUGUAAGAAGAGGAGAUGUUCCUACACGACAAACCACAUUAGGAGCUCUGCAAAUGAUGAGUGACACAACAGAAACUGAAGUCGAACAACGUCAUGUAAAAUCUGAACAUCAUACACUUCUUGGCAGCGGCAACGACAAUAUGAAAAAAACGACUACUGUGGAACAGCAUUAUGACCAACAGCAACAGGAGAAUCAACAUCCGAAACAUAACUAUACUACACCACAGCAACCAAAAUCCAAUUCCUCUCAGGAUUCCGUCCAAUCAGAGCACAGUAUGCCACACAGUAGCCAAUUAGACAGUCUUAGUCGCACUUACAGCCACGUAGAGGUGAUCGGCCAAUCCAGUGGCUUAUCAGAAGUACUAAGUCAUCACGCUGACCAAUCAGAAGUCAGAAAAAUUCACCAAUCAGAAGUGAGUUAUCAUCAUCAAGGCCAGCAAGGGCAGGAAAUGGAACGGCAACAAGAAGAAACCAAACACCACCUUCGUCACCAACAUCACCAACAUCACCAACAUCAUCAUACAACGCAAGCGUUACGCCAUCAACAAACCAGCACACGACAAACAGUGACAAAAGCCCCUCAGACCACACCCUCUGCCCCAAAAACUCCUCCCCCUCUCCAGCCCCCACGGAAGCGGCGACGGAAACAUCGGAAGAGGAUCAGCAAGGCCUCAAUGAGAGCUAUGAUAAUGGUAAUGUCCUGAAGAAGACCAAGAUGCUAAACUGCUCCCAAAGUCCCAGUAGAAACCACAAACCUGCAAGUCAAGCUGGAGACACACAGGAUAUAGCAGAGACACACUGGAAAUACCUUUUUAUAAUAACUGGAAAUGUCUAUGAUCUUUGCCAAAUAAGCUCCUAUGGACUGUGUUUCUCAUUAGCCAUUGCCGUUGUUGGAGGCCACCAGUUCUGCAGUCUUUGCACUAUGGGAGCUGGCCGUACUCAGGACAUCCUGUAAAAAUGGACUUAAAAGGGAUUCAAUAAGGACAUAAACAAAGCCUGCCAAAUAGUCAGACUGUAUUUAAAUCAUAACACAAUUACAGUCUGCCAAAUAUACACCAUUCAGCAUACAACUGCCAAAUGCUGUGCAAUAUUGACUUGAAUUACUGGUUGGCCAAGAACCUGGCUCCAAUCAGUGAUUGGCUACUUUAGAAACUGAACUGGUCCUGAUUCGUCAAAGUAGCCUUGAAAUGCCAAUGAAUGGUGAAGAACCAAUAAGAGUCAGGGAUGGAAAAGAACUCUUGACUGUUACCCACUGGAGAAACUAAAGGAAUAGCAACUGGAAGUUGCAAAUUAGAAGUUAAAACUGGAAUAUGUAACUGAAAGUUCUAAGGACUCUCAAAGAGAAAAGCAACUGGAGAUACGAAGCUCAGGACUGCCAGAGAGUAUAAAAUACAAAUCAUAACUAUUGCUAAUUUAUCUCAAAUGGUAUAAUCUGUACAUUUUCAAGUUACUUAAACACUCCAAGCUUAUUAGAGAUCAAGAUAUCAGCUGGCUAGAUAUGGAGCUUGGAAAAUUGUGGCGUAUAUGCACUUACAAAACAGUACCAUGGUAUCAUCCUUAAUCUUUGGACAUGGUACCUUGAUCUUUUGACAUAGCUUUGAGUUGAAGUAGCUUGGAGUACCAUGUUUAUGAAUAUGGCAAUCCAUCUGAUACCAUCACUAUACCAUGGUACUUCCACAGUACUUUUCUAACCUUUUUUAAGUAUUACGCACAAUAUUUAAGUUGUGCAAAAACACUGGAAUAUCAUACACUGGAGGUUAUAGAAAGUUCUAAACCAUUAUGUAUGUAGAUGCAGUAAACAUAACAUGAUAACGCAUGGUCAAGUAGGACCUAAUUCAAUACUAGAAUGAAAAUAAGAACAUUGUGUUUAGCCGUAAUGAUUAGAGUGAAAUACUCCCAUCCUGUAGUGGGCGGUAUGGAGUACUUUGUAAUUUUACCAAUGCCUACUGUUCCCAAAAUCAAUCUAUCUGUCAUUCAACUGCUUCUGGAAACUUGUAAAGCUAUAAAAUAACUGUUUGUAAAUUAUGCUUUUCUGUCUUUUCGUAACUUAUUUAUAAAAGGUAGAUGCACUACCCAUCUGCUUCCAAGAGUAAUUAAUUGUUAUUUGUUAUAUUGAGAAUUAUUGUUAAUGUUA
Messenger RNA from Xyrauchen texanus (razorback sucker), 3322 nucleotides. RefSeq names its product putative cyclin-dependent serine/threonine-protein kinase DDB_G0272797/DDB_G0274007. The transcript has 7 exons. Gene Ontology annotation, biological process: positive regulation of ERK1 and ERK2 cascade; positive regulation of cell migration; positive regulation of phosphatidylinositol 3-kinase/protein kinase B signal transduction. NCBI's taxonomy places the organism in Eukaryota, Metazoa, Chordata, Actinopteri, Cypriniformes, Catostomidae. Gene Ontology annotation, molecular function: growth factor activity; platelet-derived growth factor receptor binding. The record is from RefSeq and is a predicted model, not a curated record. Gene Ontology annotation, cellular component: membrane. Bases 405 to 1892 code for a protein of 495 amino acids.